AGUGUGCCGUUGCUGUCUUUUGCCCUGACCGGUGAGAAGCGGGCGGUUUUCGCCUGAAUCGCCGAUAGGGAUACGGGCCACACUUGGGCCACACUCGUGCAGUCGCCGCUCGCCUUCAAGGACAGAUGCUGGGCCUUGCCGUGGGGCUUGCGCUCGCCUCGGCGCAAGCGGAGAGAAGGACAGUGCAAGGGAUCAGUUACGGGCCGAUGCCCUGCAAAGAGCCUUGCUUCGUUAGCCAGGACGACUUCUUCUCGCAGUCUGCAAAGCCUAUGACGUGGGGCACGAGAGGCCGCGGAGAUCUGGAGGUCAUAAAGAAGUUGGGGGCAAACACGGUGCGUCUCUAUGGCAACAACCCAGAGAACACGCACUGGGACUUUCUAGAUGAAGCACAGGAGCUGAACCUUGCGGUGGUCCCAGGGCUCAGCGACUACGACUUCAUCCAAAGCCCUGAGAGUUGCCUCACCACAAACUUCAACUGCUUCCAGCAGAUCCGGAAGUCCUACGGGGAGCUCCUUGAAAAGGGCUUCCUGAAAGACGGUAGCUACCACCCCGCCCUGCGGGAAGUGAUCGUGAUCAACGAGCCGGAUCUGAAAUUGCCAGGGAUCCAGGAGCCGGAGAAGUUCUGCCGCGCCAUCCUCAGCUCCAUCGAUGCCAUGCUCGACGCGGAGGACGCUUUGAACAUCACCGGGCCGCGGAUCAACUUCACCGUGGCGUUCUCCUUCGGCGUUUGCACGGCUUGCCCCGACUUCGCGACUCGGCCCGCCCUGGGGCAGAUGGCGGUCCUCAGGGACGCCUUCGAAGAUCCCGAGGCGGUGGGUUAUGUGCCCCGGCACAACCUCACGGAGUUUUAUGAAGAGAGGUUCCACAACAGUUUCAACACCGCGAACCCUGCGGCACAUGUGCGCGAGAUGUUCCUCAACACGUACGAGCGCGAGUUCCCCAGCACUCCGGUGAUGAUUCAGGAGUACCACAGUCCCUUCGAAGAGGU
Messenger RNA from Effrenium voratum, 988 nucleotides. The record is from the annotation of a GenBank genome assembly. Lineage: Eukaryota; Dinophyceae; Suessiales; Symbiodiniaceae.